AUCUCUGCAGAAGAAGUGCUCAGUGCUGCGACCCUGUUCAAUGGCCUGGAUCAAACUUUGAAUGCGCAUUCCCGCCCCUACGCAGCAUCCUAUCGAACGUAUGUAACACCGCAUAAAGACCAUGGAGACGCCGCUCCUGGAGAGGACGGUCAGUGUUGUAAAACAUCCUCACUAGUUCUUUGGGGCCGUGAUGCUCUUUGGUUGCACGAAUUUGAUAGUGAUACAGAGGAAGUUCCGCAUGGGAACAAGUGGUUGUCCGAAGCAAAUGCCUCCUGGCCUCAUCGCACUCCGACUCUUUUACGAACUACUGGAUGGGAUACAGAAGCGAAUACGAGUGAGGAGUGCUCUGACAGGGAAAAUGCUGAUCGAUUCCACCUGAGCGAGAUCGGGAUCAAGUUGCUCCGUGCCGCAUUGCAACCGGUAAAGACUGUUGCCUGCCGAGUGUGA
Echinostoma caproni is the source of this 447-nucleotide messenger RNA. The record is from the annotation of a GenBank genome assembly. Lineage: Eukaryota; Metazoa; Platyhelminthes; Trematoda; Plagiorchiida; Echinostomatidae.